This is a messenger RNA of Cuculus canorus (common cuckoo), 3516 nucleotides long. It is a transcript of the gene PIWIL2, whose product is annotated as piwi like RNA-mediated gene silencing 2. Gene Ontology annotation, biological process: regulatory ncRNA-mediated gene silencing. Gene Ontology annotation, molecular function: protein binding; piRNA binding. Bases 24 to 2780 code for a protein of 918 amino acids. The record is from RefSeq and is a predicted model, not a curated record. Gene Ontology annotation, cellular component: P granule. NCBI's taxonomy places the organism in Eukaryota, Metazoa, Chordata, Aves, Cuculiformes, Cuculidae. The transcript has 21 exons.
CAGCGGGCGCUUCGACGGUGCUGAUGGAACCGCCGCCGCGCCUGCCCGGGCCUCGCCCGCCCCGCGGCCUCGCCGCCGCACUGGGCCGCCUGCCCCGGGCCCCUCGGCCCCGUAUCCCUCGGCCCCGCUCUCCGCCGCCGCUGCCCGCCCUGCUUAGCGACCUGGGCCUGGGCGAGCGGCCCUGCCCCUCACUGGAGGCUGGGGAAUGGGCCCUGGGCCGCAGCUCCAGCAACACAGGGAAAGCUCCAACACGGCCAGGCGCAGUGGUGGAGGAUGAUGAUGGGGUGAUAGCGACAUUCCCCUGCCGUGGGCGGACGCUGUGGCACAGAGGCCGAGGGGAUGCGCUGCCAGCCCCCCCUGGGAGAGACACUGCCGUGCCGGCCCGUGGAAAGCCCUGCAACGCCUCUGUGCCCACCCAAUGCCCACUGGGACCCUGGCCCAGCCCACCGCCCACACCUGUCCCAAGGACCCCCCUGGUUGCUGGCAGACUGGACUCAGGGAUGAAGCCGGUGCUGAUGGGAACCACCUUACCCUUGGGGCUGAACUCUGUGAAAAUCCAGUGCCAGAACGAAGCCGUCUACCAGUACCACGUCACCUUCAGCCCUGAGGUGGAGUGCAGAAGCAUGCGUUUCGCCAUGGUGAAGGAGCAACGGGCAGUGACGGGGGAUGUGACGGCGUUUGAUGGCUCCAUCCUCUUCUUGCCCAUUCAGCUCCCUCAGCCGAUCAGUUUGAAGGCUCAGAUGAGGAGCACUGGGGAGGAGGUCUCCAUCACCAUCCAGAUAACCAAGAUUCUUGAGCCUAGCUCAGAUCUCUGCAUCCCCUUUUACAACGUGGUUUUCCGGAGGGUGAUGAAAAUAUUGGAUAUGAAGCUGGUUGGGAGAAAUUUCUUCGAGCCUGCCCGGGCCAACAUUUUACAACAUUACAGGCUGCAGAUUUGGCCGGGUUACUCUGUCAGCAUACGGAAGAAGGACGGCGGUCUCUUCCUCUUGGUCGACUCCAUCCACAAAGUCAUCCGCAGUGAUUCCGUCCUGAGUUUUAUGCACAGCAUCUACAAGCAAAGCGUCAGCAGCUUCCAGGAUGAGUGCACCAAGCAAUUGGUGGGCAACGUGGUCAUCACCCGCUACAACAACCGUACCUACCGCAUCGAUGAUAUUGACUGGACCAAGACCCCUAAGGACAGUUUCACCCUGGCCAAUGGCGAGGAGAUCACCUUUGUGGACUAUUACAGCAAAACCUACGGGAUCACCAUCAAGGAGCUGGACCAACCACUGCUCAUCCACAGGCCCAAGGCAAAACUGAUGCCGGUGGGAAAGCGUCAGCUGGACAUAGUGCUGCUUGUGCCAGAGCUCACCUUCAUGACGGGCAUCCCAGAUGUGAGGAGAGACAGUCGAAUGGUGAAGGACGUGAUGCGGGAGAUGCUGCAGAGCCCCAGGCAGCACUACAUGCGUCUCACCAACCUCCUGCGCAGGAUCAACGAUAACUCGGAGGCUUCGGCAGAGCUGAUGCACUGGGGGCUCACACUGGACCCUGAUAUCCACAAGACCCAGGGCCGAGUCCUGCCCACAGAGAGGAUCAACCUGCGGCACAGCUCCUUUAUCCCUGAUGAGGACCUGAGCUGGAACAAGGAGGUCACACGAGAAGCCUCCAUCUCAACGAUCUCCUUGAACUGCUGGCUGCUGGUUUACCCCAAGCGCCUACAGGACGUGGUGAAGGAUUUGAUGAACACCAUGGAGAGUGUCUGUAGUCCCAUCGGGAUGCGCAUCAGCCGUCCCGCCCUGGUGGAGCUGAAGGAUGACCGCAUCGAGACCUACACCAAGACCAUCCGGAGCGUAUUAGGGAGCGAGGACAAGGUGCAGCUGCUCCUCUGCGUGAUCUCCAGCAGCCGGGAAGACUUGUAUGGGGUCAUCAAGAAGCUGUGCUGCGUGCAGUCCCCAGUGCCUUCCCAGGUAAUCAACGUGCAAUCCCUCACCAUCCACGCCAGCAAGAUGAGGAGCGUGGUCCAGAAGCUCCUGCUGCAGAUAAACUGCAAGCUAGGUGGCGAGCUCUGGGGCGUUGACAUCCCACUGAAACAGCUGAUGGUCAUUGGCAUGGACGUCUACCACAGCUGCAGCAAAGGGAUGCGCUCCGUCAUCGGCUUUGUGGCCAGCAUGAAUCCCAUCCUCACCAAGUGGUAUUCCAGGGUGGUCUUCCAAAUGCCCCACCAGGAGAUCGCGGACAGCCUGCGGCUCUGCCUGAGCGAUGCCCUCCAGCACUUCCAUGAGAUGAACCACUGCUUGCCCAACAAGAUCGUGGUGUACCGGGACGGCGUGUCCGACAGCCAACUCAACACCGUGCUCAAGUAUGAGGUCCCACAGAUGCAGAAGUGCUUUGAUACCUUCGAGAAUUACCAGCCAGGCAUGGUGGUGGUGGUGGUGCAGAAGCAAAUCAACACCAACUUCUACAGCCUCACCACGGAGCAAUUCGCGUCCCCUCCGGCAGGAACCGUCAUCGACCACACCGUCACCAGCUCGGACUGGCAGGAUUUCUUUCUGUUGGCCCAUCGCCCUCGCCAGGGCUGCAGCACCCCCACACACUACGUCUGCGUGCUCAACACGGCCAACCUCAGCUGCGAGCACCUGCAGAGGUUGACAUUUAAGCUGUGUCACCUCUACUGGAACUGGCCUGGCACCAUCCGCGUCCCGGCACCAUGCAAAUACGCCCACAAGCUGGCAUUCCUGUCGGGACAAAUCCUGCAGCAUGAGCCGAGCUCCCAGCUCUGUGACAGGCUCUUCUUCCUAUAGCUGGAGUGCUGGAAACAGGCGAAGAAAGCACUGGAUUUGGGGUUUGCCCCCUGCAGCUGGUGUUAAGUCUCCUCUGAGAGAGACGUUUCUUUCCUCAAAUAUGGGGGUUUUUUUAAGAUAUAUUUCAUCACUUGGUUUCUUGGGUUCAUUUUUGUUGUUUUCAAAGGAUUCUGAUGCGGCAGCAGGGCCUGGGGGGCUCUUGAGAUUUGUCUCUAUGAGAGUGAACUUGGAGCAAAACUCCACUGCAAGCCUUUCCCCGCUGGUUUCUGUCCUCCCAGUGAAGAGGCUUGAGUGAAUGAGCCCGAAGGUGAUUUUGGACAUUUUGGGGUAUUUUCCCUCCAAUUUCUUCCAUCGCCAUCACAACAGCUGCCAGUUUAAGAUUCCACUUGGCUUUUCUGAGCUCCUGUUUAACAAAUGCGGCUCUGGUUCAGCUGCUUGUCCUUAAAAAACUCACUGGUUUACCAAGGAGAAGCCCUUGUUAUUUUUUUGUUGUUGUUGUUGUCAAGAGCUCAUCGAGACCUUUGGCUUCGCCUGCAUUUCACCUCGGUGAGGCCCCCAUCCCACCCCAAGAACUGGCUGGGAUGGGGAUGUAGCUGAAGCCCAGGAUGGGGAUGUAACCAGAGCAUCUCCCAGGCUCUCCUCUCCCUUUUUAAUACCUAGACGAGUUAAAAAGAUGUAAUUUUUCUUUGCUGUAACUGCAGUUUUCUGUUCAAUUCAAUAAAAGUGUUGCUGGCUC